Messenger RNA from Fusarium odoratissimum NRRL 54006, 1344 nucleotides. RefSeq lists its product as uncharacterized. Lineage: Eukaryota; Fungi; Ascomycota; Sordariomycetes; Hypocreales; Nectriaceae. The transcript has 2 exons. The coding region runs from base 1 to 1344 and encodes 447 amino acids. The record is from RefSeq and is a predicted model, not a curated record.
AUGAGACUCCUUCAUACUAAGUCAUAUCGUCUUUCUGAGCACUUCAACGAGGAAGUUCCCCCUUAUGCCAUUCUAUCACACAGGUGGGAUGAUCGGGAGGCUACCUUUGAGGAGAUCCGAGAUCUGCGAAACCCACUCACAAUACAUGGCUUUGCCAAAAUCAGGGGUGCCUGUUCCCUGGCCCAGUCCGAUAAUUACGAGUAUAUCUGGAUUGAUACAUGCUGCAUCAACAAGUCAAGCAGCUCAGAACUCUCGGAAGCAAUCAACUCCAUGUAUUCAUGGUACAAGAAGGCUGCCGUGUGUUAUGCAUACCUAAAAGACGUCCAAUAUCGACCCGAGUAUUCGCCCCCUGCAUCCACUAUACUAGGAUUGGACACCGAUCCGUUCCCGAAACGCAACCUAUGUGAUUUUGACGAGUACGAAUUUAGAGGAAGUGAAUGGUUCCAUCGGGGCUGGACACUUCAGGAACUCAUCGCCCCAAAAAGCGUCAUCUUCUUUUCUCGCGACUGGAACCCUCUUGGCACCAAGGUUACACUACGACCUUUAAUCUCCAGCAUUACAGGCAUUGAAGAGACCAUUCUCGCAGGAGGUAACCUUGACCUUUUGUCUGUGGCACGCAAAAUGUCCUGGGCUUCAAAACGUAAGACCACACGGAAAGAAGAUAUGGCCUAUUGCUUGAUGGGUAUCUUCUCGGUCAAUAUGCCCCUGCUGUAUGGUGAGGGAGAUGAAGCAUUCAUUCGUCUUCAAGAGCAGAUCAUCACCCAGACUGGCGACCAAUCCAUCUUCGCCUGGACAAUCCCUAAUGGGGAAGCAGAGCGAAGGGGACUGUAUGGGCUACUCGCGCCCUCUCCUCUCGCGUUUAAGGAGACCGGGAAGCUGGUAUCCUUGUUUACACCCAUCCAUCGAAGAACGCAAGUUAUCAAGAUAAUCAACAGAAGGUUGGAGGUCAGAGUCCUUCUGCGAGAAUCAAGAUCUUCCGAGCGAUAUUGGAGUUUCUCGUUCCAGCCGGGCACGGGUUUCAAAGACGAAGCUGUGAACUCUCGUAAGCCUUUCUAUUCGGCGGUUCUGGAUUGUCAGAUGCGUGCUCCAGGCGAGUCUGGUUAUUCCUCUGAUUCUUGGGCGUGCAUCGAUAUGAUGCAGUUAAGCCCACAAGAUGGACAGGGUGAUACUACACUUGCAAGAAUUAAUCCCCAUUUUAUCGGCAGGGUCUCGGUCAAGGAUAGUCCCAUGACUGGCUAUGCUUAUAAUGCCUUAUACGGAGGCUCUUCUCCUUCAGAAACGUGGCAUAAAAGUUUCAUCAGUACGUCGAAAAUCCCUCAAACUACGAGCUUCCUACUCAUAUAA